Humulus lupulus (European hop) is the source of this 1093-nucleotide messenger RNA. Its product is annotated as conserved oligomeric Golgi complex subunit 7-like. The coding region runs from base 93 to 1037 and encodes 314 amino acids. The transcript has 6 exons. The record is from RefSeq and is a predicted model, not a curated record. Gene Ontology annotation, cellular component: COG complex. Gene Ontology annotation, biological process: intracellular protein transport; retrograde vesicle-mediated transport, Golgi to endoplasmic reticulum; Golgi organization. Lineage: Eukaryota; Viridiplantae; Streptophyta; Magnoliopsida; Rosales; Cannabaceae.
GGCUUAGCUUUGUUUAUAUGGUUUGAGAUUUUAGCUUCUCACUUGAUACAUAUGUAUAACAAUACUCUUCUCUUCAAACAAUUGGUUUUAAUAUGCAGGCUGAAGGAUCAUCAGCUGAAUCUAUAGCUGCUCUGGCCAAAGUUGAUACUGUUAAGCAGAGAAUGGAAGCUGCUUAUGAGACAUUGCAGGAUGCUGCUGGGUUAACUCAAUUAAGUUCAACUGUGGAAGAUGUUUUUGCCAGUGGUGAUCUUCCAAGGGCUGCAGAAACCUUAGCCAACAUGAGGCAUUGCUUGUCUGCUGUUGGGGAGGUUGCUGAAUUUGCUAAUGUGAGAAAGCAACUCGAGGUCCUAGAGGAUAGGCUAGAUGCAAUGGUGCAGCCACGUUUAACAGAUGCAUUAUCCAGCCGAAAGAUAGACAUUGCUCAAAAUUUGCGGGGUAUUCUCAUUCGAAUUGGAAGAUUCAAAUCACUGGAGCUACAUUACACAAAAGUUCACCUAAAGCCCAUAAAACAGCUCUGGGAAGAUUUCGAUUCAAAACAACGUGCUAUUAAGCUUGCAAAUGAGAAGACUGAAUCUGAAAGGCUGUCAAGCCAUGAGUUUCAAUCAAGCUCUUCGACAAUUUCAUUCACAAGUUGGUUGCCAAGCUUCUAUGAUGAGUUGAUUCUUUAUCUUGAGAAAGAGUGGAAGUGGUGUAUGGUUGCUUUUCCUGAGGAUUAUAAAACUCUUGUACCAAAGCUACUGAUCGAGACAAUGGCAACUAUUGGAGCAAGCUUUAUUUCACGUAUCAACCUUUCAAUUGGAGAAGUUGUUCCUGAAACAAGAGCUUUGGGAAAAGGUUUAUUAGAUAUUAUGUCUGGUGACAUGCCAAUGGGAAUUAAGAUUCAGAGGAAACAUUUGGAGGCAUUGAUUGAGUUACACAACGUGACACAGACUUUUGCUAGAAAUAUUCAACAUUCCUUUUCAGAUUCUGAUCUUCGAGUUCUAAUGGAUACACUGAAGGCAGUGUACUCUCCCUUUGAAUCAUUUAAACAAAGGUAAGCAAUCAUAAACUUUUUUGCACUUCCACAUUCUUCUAAAAUAUCUAGGUUUUUUUU